Molecule: messenger RNA, 10567 nt
Organism: Cuculus canorus (common cuckoo)
Lineage: Eukaryota; Metazoa; Chordata; Aves; Cuculiformes; Cuculidae
Gene: CEP164
Product: centrosomal protein 164
Exons: 37
Coding region: 550-4812 (1420 amino acids)
Molecular function (GO): protein binding
Source: RefSeq, a predicted model, not a curated record
UCGAAGGCAGACGUAGGGGAGACGGUUGCGGGAUCCCCGGCAACCGGAGUGCGUCCGUGGAAGCGGCGAGCUGGUAGGCUGUUGUUUCGCUUCCCUCGGCCCUGUGAGCAGCGCUGAGGCGGCGGAGCGGCACCGCUGGGAGCUGCAGCGACCCUCGCGUUCAGCGCCGAGCAUUCGCAGAGCGAAAAAGGGUGGAAAAAGCUGUUUUUCUUCAUUUUCUGGCCUCCGUCCCGCUUGGCCCCGGGUUGGCGCCUUCAUCCUCCACUGCUGCCCGUGAGCCUCUGGAGGAGCCUCUUUCCAAGAGGAGCCGGUGUGGAAUUCCUCCUCCAUCCCUGAUGCCAGGGGCGAGGAGAGGCGGGAGGAAGGAGGACAGGAGCCCACGGCCCGGUGCUUUAACCGGCCUAAUUUUUGCCUGUUAAAAAAGUGCCUGAUGCAAGUGCUCAUCGCCUCUGUAGAAGCUUGAAAGCCUGCAGAGGCUCUGGUGAGAACUUCUGUGCCACUUCAACUCUGCCCCUGGCUUCCACAGCCCCUGUGGAGCGUGUGGGAGCCAUGGCACGACGGAUGGGGUUUGUCGGUGACCAGAUCGUUCUGGAGGAAGAAUACGAUGAGACGUACAUUCCUAGUGAGGAAGAUAUCCUGAGUUAUGCUCAGGAGAUCGGGAUUGACCCCGAGAAGGAGCCGGAGCUGCUAUGGCUGGCCAGGCAGGGCAUGACGGCUGUCUUACCGCCCGAGUGGAAGCCCUGCCAGGAUGUCACUGGUGAGGUCUACUACUUCAACUUUGUCAGUGGAGAGUCCUCGUGGGAGCAUCCCAACGAUAUCUACUACAAGGAGCUGGUCAUUCAGGAGCGGGAGAAGCUGAUGGUGCUUGGCAGCUUGAAAAAGAAGGAGAAAAAGAAGAAGGGAAAGAAAGAGAAGAAAAAGGAGAAACGGUUGCUGAAGGAACCCCCAUUGUCAGGCUCCCAGCUAGCACCUAUCCAGGCGCCCCUGGGCAAACUUGCACCCCUGCAUGGGCACGUGCUGCCUUCGGCCAGCAUCCUUCCCGGGUUGCCCGUCUCGGACAUGGAGAACUUGAUGGACUUCAGCCUUCUGACCAGAGGAGAAAAGCAGGGAAGUCUUCCCUGGAAGCACUCCAUGGAGAGCACACUCUGCAACAAAUUGCAGCCUGUGGAGACCCGCAAGCCUGCCAGCCAGACCAAGGAGCCCUUGGGCUCGGUCAGCAAAAAGAGAUCUGACAACACAGCAUCCCUAGAUGAAGGGAAAAAUGAAGAGGAUGGAAGUGAGAAUGAGGAGAACAGCAGAGCAGAGGAGGAACGCUGCACCAGCCGGUUAGCUAAUGCUGCUGACGCUGAUCUCCAGCACCGGAGGAGUCCUGCGGAGGCAGCUGGCAGCCUGGGAGAGAAGGAGUCUUCUAAAUCAAGACACUCUGAAGAAGGGCAAGAGUCUUCCCUGGAUUCUGACGCUGCGUGCCCUCCCACUCCCAAUGAAGUCCUUCCCGGAGAUGCUGACAGUAGCCUGUCUGGCCAGAGCAAAGAGGAGUUCUCUGGGGAUGGGCUACUGGGCAAGGAGGAUUCAGAGAUGGAUGAUGAUGUCUCUGUGGGAGAAAGGAGCACAGCAGGGAUGCAUGUGCCCGGUGGUCCUGGGCAACCUGGAGUUGCAUCUCCAGCUGCUGAGGAGGCAGAUCCACUGGCGAGCUUGGCUGCCACUGCCAACACCGUGUCUGGCAAUGAAGAGAUAGCGAAGGAAAAACAGGAAGAAGAAUCAGCUGAGCUGGAAACAGACGGCAGGCUGGAUGAUGGCAAAGCAUCAGAGAUCAGCAACUGCAAGGAGGACUUGCAAGUCUCCAAAGGCUUGGACCGUGAGCUAAAUUGGCCUCUGGGCUUGGAUUUCCAGAGUCGGCUUUCAGAGCAUGUGCUGGAUGCAGAGGCUCUGCUUCCUGUUCGGGACAGCCCCAUGAGCAAGGCUCAGGAGCUGGGAGAAGAGGAAAAAGACCAAAGCAAAGCCAGUACAGAGAAAGAGCAAAGCAAAAGAACAAAAGCUGCUGAGAGUGAGAAGGACCCAAACCCUUGUGAAACACCAGAAGAGAAACGUUUCACUUUAGACAAUCCCAGUCCAGAGGAGCCUGGGACGCAGGAGCCAGAGGAGGGAUCGCAGGAUAGCCUACGCGAUGUGGAGGAGCUUGCUGCCCUGCAGAGCGCGGAACCUGAGAAGGAGAUCACACCUGAGCUGUCCUUGAACAAAAGCCGUGAAGAAUCCCUGGACAAAGUAGCCAAGGAGCUGGAGCUGGAGCUCGAGAAAGAGAAAAUGCGUUUAUUGCAAGAAAAGGAGAAGAAAAUUCAGCAAUUCCAGGAGGAGAUGAGGCAGCAAGAGGAGGAGGCAGCUCAGAAGCUUCAUCAGCAAAAAGAAAAAUCCCUCAGGGCUCUAAAAGAUUUGGCAAAGACUUUUGAGGAGGAAGAGUCGAGUGUCAGAAAGGAAGGAACUGAGAGACUCUCAGAGCUGCGAGCCAAAAUUGCCUCAGAGACCGAGGCAGAGGAGGAGAGGAUGAGGGCAGAGCAAGAAGUUGCACUGCAGAAACUGAGAGAAGAGUGGGAAUCCCGUCAGGCGAUGGAGAAGGAGAGCCUGGAGAGUAGGCACCAGCUUGCUUUGGAGCAAAUGAAGCUGGAAAUGGAGCAAGCUCAGCAGAAAAAGAUGACUGAGCUGGAACAAGAGAAGGAACAAUUCCUGAGUGAGGUCAAGGAGAGGCUGGACAGGGAAAAGAAGAAGGCAGCAGAAGAGCUAGAGGAGCAGUUUGCAACUGAACUCCAGCAGAUGAAGUCUGCAGCGGAAGAGAAGCAUCAGAAGGUCAUUUCCAGCCUGCAAACCCAGCUAGCGGAGGCACAGAAGAGCGAGGAGGCUCAGCUGCAUGACAGCUUGCAGAAAGCAGAGCAGAAGGCGCAGCAAAAAGCCUAUCAAGUAGCGGAAUAUGAACGUGAGGUCAGCGAGCUUAUGAGAGAGAAACGACAGGAAGUAGAAGAAGACCAUGAGAAGAAAAUGAAGAAGAUGACGAAGGAGCACGAGUUGGUCCUAGCACAGAUUCGGAAUCAGUAUGAGGAGGAGGAGAGAAAGCAAAGAGCAGAGCUGUUGGAAGGCCUGCAGAGCGAGACGGCGCGUCUCCGGCAGCUUCAUGAGGCGGAGGUGAAAGCUCUGCAGGCAGAACUGGAUGAGCAGCUUACUGCAUUGCAGCACAGGCAUAAGGAGAAGGAAAGGAGAGUCCAGGAUUCAGAAAACAAGCUUGAAAUGCGUGUGAAGAACAUCAAAGCCAGAUCAGCACAGCUCCUCAGCCAGGAGGAGGCUCUGAGGAAGAAAAGGCAGCAGCUGCUGGAUGAAGACCGACAGGCUGAGCAGGGAAGAGAUGAGGCUGCUUCAGCUUUUCAGCUCCGCCUAGAGGAGAAGAAGAAGGAGCAUGCCAGCCUCCAGGAGUCCAUCUGGCAGCUGCGCAGGUCUCUUGAAGAGCUCCAAGAUCAGAAAGCUGAGCUGGAGGCUGAGGUGGAUUUGUUGCAGACGCGACGCCAGAGGCUGCAGAAAUACGUCAGCAAGCUGGAUGCAGCGAUCAAGAGCAAACGGGAGACUUUGAAAGAACUGGAUGGAGAAGAAAGUGUGGAAUCUCCAGGAGGGAAACCUGAGCUCCAUGUCCAAGACCUGAAAGAAGCCAUUCAAACUCCGUCAUCCAGAGAUCCUGCUUCCCCACCCUCUCAAGGCCACGAGGACAGCGACUUCAAGUUCGAUCAUGUCAAGAGCUACAUCUCUGCUGAAGGGAUCUCCAUCCAAAAUGCCAAAGAGUUUCUGGUGCGCCAGAACCGCUCCCUAAGGAAGAGGCACGCGGCGCUGAGAGCUGCAAAGCAGCAGUGGUGCCAGGAUAUGAAGAAAGCCCAGGAGGCGGCGCAGGAUCCUGACAGAUCCCAGCUCCUGGAGGGGUUGCGCAAGAACCUGGAAGAGGAAGCAAAGCAAUUGGACCAGAUGAAGUCAGCUGUGCAGAACGGGCAGGUGCUGCUGAAGAAGAAAGAGGAGAAACUAAGCCAGCUGGAGUCCUCACUGCUGGAGGAGCUUUCAGAUGAAGAUACGCUGAAGAGUGCUGUGUGCAAGAAGAUGGUGGCCUUUGAACUCAGCAACUCUGAGGACACAGACAGCAUGUCUAGUGUUAAACUACAUCUGCCCAAAUCUGAUCUGAGAACCGAUCUGCAGCCGUCCCCGCGGCUGGACGAGAUCCAGUACUUGACCAAGGCUUUGCAGCAUAUCACUGGUGAACUGAAUGGGGUCAUUGGCGUCUUGGAGUCUCUGAACACCCACCACUCUCCAUGCUUCACCUCAAUGCCCUGCAGGGUCCCUCUUUCCACCUCCUUGGCAGGACUCCGGCCAGGUGGCUCCGUGGUCCCUCCCGCUGGGAUGUCUCUGGACCCUUUGGCCUGGAGCACCGGGCUGAGCUGUAGCCGCUGUUCUGCACACGGGCAGUCAGUGGACAGCUUCCUGGCAGAGAAAUGGCACAAGUAUUUCCCAGGUGGGUUCCCAUCGCUCGGUGAAAGUUCCAGGCCUCUGGACAACAUGCUGGGAUACGUACCUGCAGAAGAGCAAAUCCGGCUGUCCCAGCACUCCCAGUUCCAGAGGUGUGACUCAGACACGAUGAACAUUCAGGGAAUGAUUAAUAACAACAAGAAAUGGCUGGAAGAUUUCAGGAGAGAUUCAAAAGUUCCUCUCUGCCCGGGGGCUCCUACCAGCAACCCCAGACUCCUUCAGCUGGGGCUGGAUGGAAAAGGGGAAAUUAACUUGUGCCAUUACUAAAAGGAGAAGCGGAGGAAGGAGGAAACGAACUUCCCAGGUGGAUUCUUCUAAUCCUGUGAUGUGUCCAAAUAUACUUUAUAGACUGUUUAAUCCAGCAGUGAAAUAUUAGGGCUUCAAUAAAUCAACAGUUCUCUCAUCAGUAUUCAAGCCAUCGUGAGCCGAAACUGUGAAUCAUGAGGAACUUUGAGUAACUGGUCAAGGGGGAGGAUGUGAAUCUGGCUGAGGCUUUGCUAGAGGGAAGGUAUUGGGAAAUGAGCUCAGGGAAUGCUUAAUUACAGGUGAGCCAAGUCAUCUGGUGUGUGUGUGAGCAGGGGAGAAGGACAGGGACACAGCCGUGGAGUCUGAGGAUGGAAUCAGGGAAUGGCAAAUAGUGGCUCUCAGGAAAUCGCUGAGAAUCACUGAGUGCUUUGGGUUGGAAGGGACCUCAAAGCCCAUCCAGUUCCACCUCCUGCCGUGGGCAGGGACACCUCCCAAUGGAUCAGGGUGCUAAGAAACGUUCCUCUCCUUUGGGGUGGAAAUAAUAGGAACUGAACUGGGGUGCUUUUCACAGCAGAUCUUCGGGAAAAGUACUCCCUGCUCCCUCUUCUUCCUGCCACGUGUAGCUGUGCCGUGGGAGCUCUUCUCCCACGUUAGGGAUAUGCAAGGCAGAGCAGGGAUGGAGCAGAGUGUGUGGGGCUGUGUCUGCUGGUGCCUUAAGGAAGGCAGCUUAGUGUGAACGUUGAGACAAAGCCCCACCUGCGUCCUUCCAUGCCCUGGGGAGAGCGACCAGGAGCUCAGCUCAGCAGCUGGGGUCUCCUUGCUCACAGCAGGGGUGGGAAGCAAACCCGAGCCCUCGGUGCCCAGCCUGGAGCCUGGCCUUGAGCUUCUGCCACGGCUCUGCUGGGCUCCUGGAAGAACAGCCCUCGGGAGACCAUGAAACAGGCUCUGCAGGGCUGGAAACGCAACCGAGGUGCUGAGUGCGCAGCUUGCAGACCUCAGCUGCGAGGCGGUGGCUCGUUGCUUUGCUCCCCGGGUGGCUGCAGUGGUGGUUGCUCCCUUGGAGAGACUCCGUCCGGAACACAUCACCGUCGAGCUGGGAGGGGGCAGAUGGUGCUGCGCCAACCACCAGGGAGAAGUCAGGCCUGGCUUUCAUACCGCUGAGUAGGGAACGCAUUGUCUCUGUCAGUAUUUCCUCUAAGCUGACUUUAAAUAUUUUAUGCUUUAAAAAACGCCAAAAAACGCUUGCCAUUUUGCCUGAUGAAGAAGCCUGCGUUUCAAGGGAUCCCAUCUGUGGGAAACCGCCUCCAAAGCUGUUCUCUCUAGAGGCUGAUGCAGGGUGGGUGGAGAGGCUGCUGCUCUGCACCCUUCUGCGCUGUUCGUGUUCCUUGGUGCGGGUAAUGAUGUGCAGCAGAGUCGAGCAGAUCCCCCUCCUGAUCCACCUCCUGGGGGGUGUGUGCUGGCAUGACACCACAGCAGCUCCCACUGACCGCGGCACGGGAAUGUUUACAUGCAAAUAGAAUUAUUUUUUUACCGAACAUUAUUGUAAAACUCUGAAGAAUAUCUAAAUAUAUAUAUUUUUUGCUGAUUUUCUUAGAAUUUUUUUAAUUAUUUCGCCAGCCUUCGUCCUGAGAUGGCUUGAUCAUCCGUUUGCGUUCACGUUCUCCCACUUUCUGCUCACUAACAAAGCGCGGGGUGGUUCUGGAGGCAUCACGUCCUGCUGGUGCCCAUGAGGAGAUCCUAGCUGGCUCUCCCUUACUUUGGCUGAAUCUGCCUACAGGGAAUUGCAGCUGCCCAGAGGAUUCCCUCUGUAGGAAAGGAUGGAUCCAAUUCCCGUCUGCUGUCGGAUUGCGCCAAUCCGUGUCUGUAGGCAUCUUGCUUUUAGUUUCUUGGGUGUUGGUGGGAGACCUGUCAGUCCUUCCAGUUGGUAUUUCGGAAGAGGACCCUGCGGUUCUGGCGCUGUGGAGCACGGGGAGGCUGUCAGCCCCGUGGAUGUUGUGCCCAGAGCGGCAUCACCGACUCCCCACCAUGUGUUUGGAGAAGUGUGUAUUAGGCAGGCAGAGAAAUAACAGGUUUCUCAGCAAUAACUUGGCUUGAAACAUGUUCCUUCUUCCUGUUAAAACCUGUGACAGCAGCUGUAUCUGGCUUUGUACCUAAAUUAAAUCAACUUGAGCUUGUUCUGCAUGAUGGCGAUGUUUGUAGCUCUGUUUUUUCUUGCCGAGAUGUUCUGUUGUAGCCCUCGCUAUCCAGCUUGUUCUUCCCUUUCACAUCUUCCCCUCGCUUGUCUCUGGGCUGUUUCAUGUUUUGUCUCCUCAAGGUCAUUUCUGGCAAUUUCCAAGACCACUUCAGCUCACUGUGCCUUUAUUACCAUUAUUCCGUUAAGUACCUGGCCUGGGCAGCGAAUGCAGGGGCAGAGAGAAAGCUAAGAAACACAAGUACAAAAGCAAUCCUUCAUGGGGCUUUCAGCCAGCGGGGCAGCUUUUCAUGGGCUCAUGUUGUGCCCCUUUCAUAAAGCCAUCAUCCACUCUCGUUACAAUGGUUCUUGCUCUGGAGCUUUGUCUCGGCGCUGGAGGACAGGUUGUGUCCAAGGACGGCUCCGCUGGGUACCCAGGGAGGAGCUGCCUGCAGGACAGGCAGAGGGAUUUGGGGCUCUGCCAGAGAGGAUGGGGAGUGCUUGGGAAAUGCGGCUGCAGGGAACACGGCUUUGCUCCGGAGCUGCUCCCCAGCAUCUUGAGAUGUGUUAAAACUGGCAAACUCCACAGUCCAGCUGUUGCUUCUGCUUUCUCCAUGUGCUUCAGAGCAGCUGUGGGGUACCCCUAGGUGGGGGGCCCUGCCGGAAUCGCUGAUCGGCAGAAAUCGGGCAGCUCUGGGGAUGGGCUUUUCUCUUCCCAUGGCUCCUUCCUGCCUCCUUCCAGCAGCCCCGGGAUACCCCUAGCAGCUCUUCCCAGCUGGGUGUGUUAUAAUAUGGUCAUAAUAGCAUCAUAAUAUGAUUUAAGCUACUGGUAUGACUGCAAAGAUAGGGUUGGAAGCGCCCUUAAAGAUCAUCUAGUUCUGCUCAGAGGAUGCAUGAGGCUCAGGGGCUGAGGUGCUGCUGCACAGAGUGGAGCUGUGCCAGUGGAGCUGGAAAGGCAGGAGCACCAUUGCUGCUGUGGGCAUGGAGAGCCCCGGGAGAUGGAGUACACAAGGCACAGGAAGAACGCUGUGUGGAUCAGCUGGCCGUGCAGGAACGGAGGCUGAUGGGUAGGUGCACAUCUUUAAAAACAAAACACAAACCACCACCAAAACUUGACUCAGCUCAGUUCUUCGUCCGUGCCCACUGGUGAGCUGUGAUCAGCACGACUGGAGGAGCUCUGAUGGCAACGCGCACUGCCCUUGUAUGCACUUUUGGGGACAGAUCCCCAACCCCGCUGCCGAGGCAGCUGCUGUGCUGAGAGCACAGGGUGGCUCUGAGACACCCAAAGCCCCACCUGAGCUGUAGGUGCCAUCUGGGCUUGGAGGCUCUGCUCUAAUCCUGCAGUCCGGAGCAGCAGAGCCCUGUGCCAGCUCAGGCGUCUGAGAUGCCGGGUGUUUGCGUGCCUCCGUGCGCGCUGCGUGUGGACGGAGAGAAGAGGAUUUGCUUUUCCUGGAAUGCUGGCGCUGUAUAUGUUGGAGAAACUCAGUGAUUAGAAGAGCAAAAGGACAGCGCACGAUUACUUUGCCAAGAUGAACGCUAGCUGUAAGCUCAUUAAGGGGCUUGGAGUCUGCCUGUGGGAGAAGGGGUGUUUCAGUCCCUGGAUAUUCCGAGCCCGUUGUGCAUCGCUCCCAGAGCUGUGAAUUCCAGGAACAGCAGGAGCCCCUCGGAGAUCCCAGCCAUGCUGGCAACCCUGAUGACAGCGCUGUUCUUUGUGGUGAGAGCCUUCGGACAGCUUGGGACCAGCCUGUUCCAUGAGGAGCCGCUGCCGUACCUCGUGUACCAGCCCCUGCCCUGGCAGAUCCAGUGCGUCACGCAGAGCCGCCGCACCAGCCGGGACAGCGAGAGAGGCCGGAGCUCUCGGCACAACAGCAUCUACUCGAUUUCUGGAGAGAAAGGCAACACGACUCCCGAUGCCAACAGCGAGGGCAAGUUCUUCAGCGAUCCUUCGGAGAAGGCAGCCAUCACCAUCCAGACCCACUUCAGGAGAUACCAGCAGCAGAAGCAGGAGAAGAAGUAGAUCCUUCAGCCGCCUGUGCCCUGCGCUAUCCCUCUUUUUCUUUUUGUCUGUUCUGUACCCCAGACCUUCGUGGCCUUUGGUGACUGUGAACCCCCUCCCUGAUGUGUAGUUCUGUUGCGUGCGCAGGUGUAGAUUCUCUGACGUUUGCAUUGGGGCUCAGAGCAAGAUCUCUUCCCUGGUCGGUCGUUCCCAUGGUGGGGCAGGGAACAACUGGCGAGGGGCUGUCUGAUGGGACCUCAGCACCCAGGGAGUGGCAGAGGAUGGAGAAGGGUUUCCUUGGUGGCAACAUCCCCAGCUGCAUCAUGUCUGGUUUGGGCUGGAGUUCCAAACCCAGCAGCUGUGGGUGGAGGGUCCCUCACAGCUGAUGGUGAUUGUGGCUGCCCAGCUGGGGCUGGUUUUCUGCAGAAAUAGUCCUCCCCUGCACCCUCCAUCUCCAUUUUGCCUCUGGAGCUGGGGUGGAACAACUGCCUUUGUCCGCAGAGGUGCAACAGGAGCUGAGCCGUGAGCUGGUCUUACUUUUCUUGGGGAGAACGGCUUGGGGUGCCCUGGUUUCAGAGCAGGGGUGGGUGGGAUUCUGUCUCCCGUGGCUGUGUGUGCUGAGGUUGAACCUGCUCUCUUUCCUGAGCCAGCCCUUUGUGAGCAUUUGGGUCAGCGCUCGCUGUCACCCAACCACCCUGUCCUGGUCUUUUGGUUCAGAAAAGCCCAACAAGGGACCCGCUCCCAGUCUGGUGGGGCAGGACCCCAGGGUCAUCUUGGGGUUUAGCACUCAUUUUCCAGUGCUGACUUUUAGAGGGUGCAAAGUUGUUGAGAAAGAGGGGAAGCUGAAAGCACCAAGUUCUGGGCCAGGGGAGAAACAAGAGGAGGUUUGCUGUGAGCAAAGGGUGGGAGUGAGAAGUUGUUGAGGUGCUGGUGCUCUGUGGGAAGGAGCAAGGGCAUGGAGGAGCUGCUGGCUGUGACCAGGGCUGCUUUUGAGGGUGUUCUCAGCUGCUGCUUUGCUGGGCAUGAUGCUGGAGUCUCUGCACAGAGCUGCUGAGCUGUGCCCCAGAGCCCUGACUGCUUGCAGGAUGCCCUUUCUGCCCUCUCCAGCUGUGAAAGUCCUCAGGUUGUCUUAGGAGGGCUCCAUCCCCACCUGUCCCUGUUUAUCCCCAGCUCAUAAGUGCAGGUGUUUGGUGUUUGGUUUCUGCUGGUGCUCAGGAGCAGAGGUCUCCCUGGAAAUCUGGAGUGUCUUACACUAUGCCAAACCAGGGAUGGCAACUGCUGGGGGAGGGAGGGUGGAGACUUCUUGCAGAGAAGGAGAUCUGUUGUAGCCAAUUCCAAUAAAGAUCUGUUAAUCAGUGUUGAUCUGUCCUUUUUAUCUUGCUGAUCCACUUACAGCUGAGACACCCUUGUCUUUUCUUGCCUCUUCUAUUUAAAGUCUGGGAUUGGCAUUUUGAAGGUGCUCCAGGGUUGCCUGGCUGUGACACUGUAUAAACUCUACACCCUGUAAAGGUUUUGAAGCCAAAUGUGCACUGAGCUGUUGUUGAAACUCUUGGAAAAAUGCUUGGGAAAUGCUAGUUCUCUCCUCAGCUCUUCGCUCUGAUCUCUGGGAG